Molecule: messenger RNA, 1932 nt
Organism: Myotis daubentonii (Daubenton's bat)
Lineage: Eukaryota; Metazoa; Chordata; Mammalia; Chiroptera; Vespertilionidae
Gene: MBD3L1
Product: methyl-CpG binding domain protein 3 like 1
Biological process (GO): negative regulation of transcription by RNA polymerase II; DNA methylation-dependent constitutive heterochromatin formation
Cellular component (GO): nucleus
Molecular function (GO): methyl-CpG binding
Source: RefSeq, a predicted model, not a curated record
AUGGUCCCCGGAUUUAGAAUCAGAAAACUAGGCUCGAGUCCUGAAUCUGCAUUUUUAUUAACUUGGGACACCUUGGAGAAAUUACUUUCUUCUCUGUAAAAUAGGGAUAAUAAUAAUACCAAUGUAACAGGGUUGUUGCCAGGGAAAAGUGAGAUGAGGUCUGAAAGGAUUUAGAGAAUUUGAAAAUAUUUUGCAUAUGUAAAUAGUUAAUUCAUUAUUCUCUUUGUCUGCUAUACAUUGAUGUAGAGAGGUACCACUUUCCCAUUGGCAGGUGAAGCAUAGCUUUCCCAUGAUCACCAGGAAGUGAUUUGGCCAAGACUGGAACUUACCACUUCUAACUCAGAAAAUCGGUUCUCUUUCCCUGACCCCACACAGCUUGUCAAGCAGAAAAAUGUUCUGGCCUUGAACCCUUCAGAUGGCACGGACACACGCAAUGCCUGCCCAACUGCCCAGUUUCCAACUGUGUUAAGUGAAUAAAUGGAAAAGAGAUACGAUGGUCAAGACUUCACAGAGGAAGUGUCAUGAUUGGGUGAACCAAUCCAAACCAAAGCCUGACUUAAGCAUCUCCAUCCCAUUGAGGAUGUCCAGUAACAUAUUCAAGAGUCCAGUUACGAGAAUCACAUCCCACCCAGGCAAUGAGGUCAGAUAUCACCAGUGGGAGGAAACCUUGGACAAGCCCCAACAGGUGUGCUGGCAGAAGAGACUUCAAGGACUCCAAGCCUGCAGCAGCACAGGACAACUCUUAAGUCCUUUUGAUCUUACCAAAGCCCUGCAAACACUUGUGCCUAGUUGCACAGGCGAGUCCCUGCCUGGUGUUCUCACAGGGGGUCCUCACGGCAGCUCCAUGUCCAACCCUGCCAGGUCCUCACAUGGGGCAGAGAUGAUUCCAGGAGCUGGUCUGAGCACCCCACAACUCCCCUGCAAACAAUUCCUGGUAACUGAGAAAGAUAUCAAGAAACAGGAAAGGAAAAUGAAGAUGGCAAGAGAGAGACUGGCGAGAGCGUUAAUUGCAGACAGACUCGCUAGUGAGACAGAGAAAGUGAGGGACCAAGAAGAACAUCCUGAAAAACACUAGGAAAAAAAAGAGAAGACGGUGCAGGUGAAAUGGAGAACAACACGUUGUUAAUGUCUCUUUGCAGUGUCCCUAAUGUUUUCUUGCUUUGAGCUUUUAAAACUUUAAAAUAUACCAAUGCGUUUCUGUAUUAAACUUCUUCAUGUGACACAAGGAUAUAUAGACAGUAAUCUUUUUGAGGUGAGAGAUUUGGUUUCAGGUGGAGAGAGAAAGAUCUUUCCUUUUCAUGUUGUACUCUCAUUUUCCUUUGCUAUGUGUGUUAUUUACUUGCAUUUUAACGUCAACAGAGAGUUAUCAAAGUCAUGGGAUUAUUUAGUGUUUUGCCCUCACAGUCACAGAGUAAAACCUACCAGUCAGAAUGGAUUGUCCUUUUUGUGUAAUAUUCCAGUAGAUUCCAAAAUAGUAUUUUAUUAAAGAGCUUUUAUAUUUAUGUUCUAAAAUAGGAUAUCUUCUUCUAGGUCUGUAUUUUUUCUGUCCUUUGUUGCACAUUAACUUAGAGAGUUGCAUAUAAUGAAAUACCAGACUUUCCUUCAUUUUUUAGAUUUAUAUGUUUUUCAAUUUAGUUCAUGAAGAUUGACAUGCCAUUUGGGAGAUUAGAAUAUCAAGAGAGACUGUUUUCAGCAUCGUUGAUCUAACAAUGAGCUACUGCUUAUUGGGAAUUAUUUGUGUAUUUACCUGAUCAAGCAUGUUGUAUUAUCAAAUCCUCUUUAUCAUUACUAAAUUUGUGUGACAUCUUUAUCACUUCCUGAGAGUAAUUAAACAAUAAUAGAGUAUCUAUAGUAUUUAUAUCUUCCCUAAAAAUGAGUUAUUUUUAAAUUGAAUCUUCUCUCCUCUAUUCUCCCAUGUGGUAAUCAUCUGAA